Messenger RNA from Malurus melanocephalus (red-backed fairy wren), 1920 nucleotides. RefSeq names its product solute carrier family 25 member 16 (gene SLC25A16). The record is from RefSeq and is a predicted model, not a curated record. Bases 29 to 991 code for a protein of 320 amino acids. The transcript is spliced from 9 exons. Gene Ontology annotation, cellular component: mitochondrial inner membrane. Gene Ontology annotation, biological process: transmembrane transport. NCBI's taxonomy places the organism in Eukaryota, Metazoa, Chordata, Aves, Passeriformes, Maluridae.
GGAGCCGCCGCCGGCACGGCUCUGCCCCAUGGCUUCCCCGGCGGCGGCGGGGCCCGGUGCCGCGCUGCCCCCGGCCGCGGCGCGCCGAGACUUCUACUGGCUGCGCUCCUUCAUCGCCGGAGGUGUUGCAGGAUGUUGUGCCAAGACAACUACUGCACCACUGGAUCGAGUGAAGAUUUUGCUGCAAGCUCAUAACCACCAUUACAAACAUCUAGGAGUAUUUUCUACAUUGUGUGCUGUCCCCAAAAAGGAAGGUUACCUUGGACUGUAUAAAGGAAAUGGGGCAAUGAUGAUUAGAAUCUUUCCGUACGGUGCUAUUCAGUUUAUGGCAUUUGACCAAUAUAAAAAGGUAAUAAAGAAACAACUUGGGAUUUCUGGGCAUGUGCAUCGAUUAAUGGCUGGAUCCAUGGCAGGUAUUACAGCAGUGGUUUGUACUUACCCUCUUGAUAUGGUUAGAGUUCGUCUGGCGUUCCAAGUAAAAGGGGAACACAAGUACAUGGGAAUUAUCCAUGCAUUCAAGAUGAUUUACACAAAGGAAGGUGGUUUUAGUGGGUUCUACAGAGGGCUGAUGCCAACUGUGGUAGGAAUGGCACCAUAUGCGGGUUUUUCAUUUUUUACCUUUGGUACCUUAAAGAGCAUUGGACUUGCUCAAGCACCUAACUUGCUUGGACGGCCUUCAUUAGAUAACCCUGAUGUCUUAGUUUUGAAAACACAUGUAAAUCUGCUGUGUGGUGGCAUAGCUGGAGCAAUAGCUCAGACGAUAUCAUAUCCCCUUGAUGUAACUCGUAGGCGAAUGCAGUUAGGAGCGGUUCUCCCAGACUCUGAAAAGUGCCUUACAAUGGUGCAGACACUGAAAUACGUUUAUCAACAACAUGGAAUACGAAGAGGACUAUACCGUGGUUUAUCCUUAAAUUACAUUCGCUGUAUUCCUUCCCAAGCUGUGGCUUUUACCACAUACGAACUKAUGAAACAAUUCUUGCACCUCAACUGAUUCUUUCCUUUAGAAGGCUUUUCUGUAAAAACUACACUAUCAAUCUUCAAAUGUUAUUGAUGAGUAAAUUACUUGAAGUUUAAAAAAAGYUUUCUGUUACUGUGGACCUGCUGUUGUCUGACAUCUCUAUUUGCCAAAAUGCGGUUAAUUUCCUGGAAUCAAACCGGRUGACACAUCAAAAGAAACAAUAGCUAGCUCUAAACACUUUUUUUUUGCACUUGAACUUCUAGGCUUCAUUAAAUGAAUUUUAAAAAUGAUGCAGUUUUGGAGAUGAUACCCAUGUUCCAAGCUGUCAGUUAUUUAGCUUUAUCACCAUUCCAGGAGUUACAUGCUGCUGAUUAUGCUGCUUUUUAAGCUAGAAAUUAGGCAUCUGUUGUUCUUUGAAAAUGAAAUKGAAUAAACUGAUUAGAACAUAACAGAAUGAUUUUGGUUUUCAGAUCAUUGCCAGGUCUGUAGAAGCUGUAAUCGACAGACCACAAUUUAAGCAGCCUUUUAUUCUUUUUCUGUACAAGUUUGCUGUAUGCAAGAACAAUGCAUAUGUCCUUCGGAUGAUACACAGGAAAGUCCCUUCAACCAUUUCAGUAAAAACCAGCAAGAUGUAUUUAGCAGUAUUAGAAAUMUUGCAAUUUGGAAACCAGUUUUUUGGCAUACAUUCUAUUCUAAGAAAUGCUGUGCUACACAAAUAAAAGGUGGGGGGAAUUUUAUAAGCAUGAGUGCUAGAAAAUAUGUCCUUGUGUCAGGUAACAGGGGCCUAAUCUUAUAAGGCUUUUCUGUGGAGCAGAAUGUYCUUGAUUUGGUUUAUUCAAGGCUAAGUAUGUUAUGUACUUUCCAGUACUAGCUGGUGUAAACAGGAUUUUCUCUACCAUAAACCAUGGUGACAAAGAAGUCUGCAUGCUGCUGCAUUUACUUGCUUAGGCAUUUACUUGCUU